AUGGCACCUUCUCUGCACUCUCCACCAGCACGCCGCUCCUCGAGAUCAUCGCGCCCUCUUAGGUCGAGUCGCAUGCGCGUGCAGACUUAUCAGGAGAGCAGUUCGAAUUCGGAUGACAACGACAACUCAUCAUCGUCAUAUGAGGACCAAGAGUUCCCGGGCAACUCGUCUCUCUCACUGCGCCCGCGACGUCCAGACCGGGUGCCACGCACGUACCGGGAAUCAAGCACGGAACAAAGCCACGAUGAAGAUGGGGAAUCUGAAGAAACAGUCACCGUCGAAGCGACCACAAAUGGCCAUGCACCCUCCCGUCCUCGACGCAGUGCGCCUAGGACCCGCAGUUCCAACACCAGGUCAUCGAAGACAUCGUCGAGCAGGAAAAGAAAACGGAUAGGAGACCCUCUGAAGAAGCGCAAGAAGACGGAGAUAGAAGAGUUUCCCUUUGUCGGAUCUGGCACGAUACCUCCUUGGCAGACCUUGCCCUACCACAUCCUCUUUGACAUCUUCUACUACGCGUCCUAUCCACUGGUGGAUAAGCAGACUGCAACUCGAAACAGCUCCGUAUCAUGGCUGGCUGCGGUGGCUCGUCUAUGUCGUGCUUUCCAUGAGCCUGCACUAGCUGCGCUAUAUCAUUCGCCUGCUCUUCUGCCCGCUGCGAAGAGCCAUGGUUUAUUGAGCCUGUUGUGGGAGCCUCAGGAAUCGCUGUCCACGAACUACGUUUCCAAGGUCAAGGAGUUGCAUGUAGAUGCGGAAAGUCUUCUUGUUUACAAGAGUGGUCCGGCUUUGGGCUAUUUUGAUCUGACGAGUCUCAUCCAAAGGACGCCUCAGCUGAGAAAACUGCAGCUGUACCACAAGGAUGACUGUCUGGUCGGACUUCCACCCUGGCAGAUCCCGGCGUCAAAAUGGACAUAUCCAGGCAAUCUCUUUGUGACCCUGAACCAGUCCGGGAUACAUCUUCGGAGCUGGGACUGGAACGCACGCUUCAUGGAGUCCGACCGCCUGGUGCCGCUCAUAUUGGGAAACCAUCGAGAACCCGCUUUUCAUAGCCUGCGCGAAGUCAGGAUGUUGCAUCUCAGUUACUCUGAGGACGAGGAUCCGUCAAACUCGAGGGAAAUGGUCCUGGCUACAGCCUUGAAAGAACUUCCUGAACUGCGGCGCCUUGAGUUCGUUGAAUGUUCUAUCGUCAAUGAGAUCCUUCUGUCCAAUCUACCGUCGACACUGACAUCCUUGACCAUUGAUAACUGCGACGAUGUGGCAACAUCGAAUUUCAUCCCGUUCCUUGCGACCCAUGGCCACAAUCUUCGUGAAUUAACACUGAGCCACAAUCGCCAUCUCAACAUGUCCUUUGCCGUCAACCUAGCCCAGUACUGCAAACAGCUGGUGAGAUUCAAGAUGGAUCUCUCCAUUCAUGACUGGUCGAGCUACCACGACAACGAGCCCCAUUUCAAGCAGCUCCUUGGCCCUUCGGAGAUUCCCACUUGGCCACCAACUCUGCAGGAGAUCGAACUGAUCCAUCUCCGCAAGUGGGAUGAUUUCAUAGCAGAAGCUUUCUUCACUUCCCUUAUCGAAUCCGCUCCUGACCUGAAGGAUUUGAGAAAGCUGGUAAUCAGUGCCAUCUUAAAAAUAGGCUGGCGCGACCGGGCCAACUUCCGUGAGAGAUGGAUCGGAAAACUUGAGAGCGUCUUUCUCAGAAGAAGCCCUCCUCCUGAUCCUGCCCUCCGGACACUGGCCAAAUCAACAACUACUGCAGAGGACCAGCACCGGCAAUCUGACACUCACGACGGGAACGAGACUUCGCCACAGGACUUCCCUCCGACUCCAUCCAAGCGCAAGAGUGCUCGGAUCGCUCAGCAGCACAUUGCUGAAACGGAGCACGACACGGAUGGGUCGCAGGUGUCGAACUCCGCUUGCGCACCUGCUCGUGAUGGAAGAGAGAAAGACCCGCCGAUAAAGCAUGUCCAGGGCAUGUGCGAUGUUGUCAUGAUCCGCAUUGACAACAGCCGUCCGGCCGAGACCCAAUUUAACGAGGACGACUUCCUCGAUGACGAGUUAAGUGGGGAUGAAGAUUGGGAUGGCAACGAUCCUGACCCUGAUGGCGGCGGCCAUGCGUGGUAA
Paecilomyces variotii is the source of this 2115-nucleotide messenger RNA. RefSeq lists its product as hypothetical. The record is from RefSeq and is a predicted model, not a curated record. The transcript has a single exon. The coding region runs from base 1 to 2115 and encodes 704 amino acids. NCBI's taxonomy places the organism in Eukaryota, Fungi, Ascomycota, Eurotiomycetes, Eurotiales, Thermoascaceae.